AUGUCGAACCCUGACAACUAUACGGUUGGAUGGAUCUGCGCCAUAGCUACCGAAUAUGUUGCUGCACGGGCUUUUCUCGAUGAGAAACACGACGGACCGGAAUACGUUUCCCCGAAUGAUAAUAACGAUUACACACUGGGCCGGGUCGGCAACCAUAAUGUCGUUAUUGCUGUAUUGCCUGACGGCGAGUACGGCACGGCUUCUGCAGCAAUGACUGCCAGGGAUAUGCUGCAUAGUUUUCCUAAUAUUCGAAUCGGUCUUAUGGUUGGCAUUGGCGGCGGUGCGCCAAGUAGAAAGCAUGAUAUUCGCUUAGGCGAUAUUGUUGUUAGUUCUCCCCGCGAUAAAGAGAGCGGUGUAUUCCAAUACGACUUUGGCAAAACAAUACAAAGCCAAAGCUUUCAACACACGCGGUUCCUAAACCAGCCACCGACAGCUUUGCGAGCAGCGAUAAAUGGGCUAAAAGCUGAAUAUGAGGAAGACGGCCACCAACUUGAUGAAGCUAUAACUACUCUUCUUGCGAAGAAGCCAAGAUUGCAAAAAGAGUAUAGGCGACCAGACGCAAGUAGCGACAAGCUUUAUAAAAGCGACGUUAUCCAUGUGCACCCAGCCGAUGAAAUGGGUUGUGCAGCAGUUUGCGGAAAUGAGCCAUCGAGUUCUGUACCCCGGGCUGAACGGGCAGAAAGCGAUGAUAACCCUGCUAUUCAUUAUGGCAUAAUUGCUUCAGGAGAUCAGUUAAUGAAAGAUGCAAUAAUAAGAGACCGACUCGCAGCGGAAAAGGAUGUCUUAUGCUUUGAAAUGGAGGCGGCAGGGUUAAUGAACCACUUUCCGUGCCUUGUUAUCCGUGGUAUUUGCGACUACUCAGACUCGCAUAAGAACAAGCAGUGGCAAGGAUAUGCGGCUAUGGCAGCAGCAGCCUAUGCAAAAGACCUUCUCCGUCGCAUAGUUCCAAAUAAGAUCGAAGCUGAAAAGAAGAUCAGCCUUCUAUCCGGUAUUAAUGUAAUUACUCAAGAGCACCGGGAUAUUGCAAAAGAACAACUUAAAUUCCAGAGAGACCUGGCUACAGAAAGGCUAUCUGAAAAAGAACAAAAAUGCCACCAGCUAUUUCGUCUCACAGCUAGCGGCCAGGAUGGCGCCACGUAUGAAUGGUACAAGGGCCGAGUGGAAGAAAGGGUUGAAGACACAUGCCUUUGGUUUCUUAACCAUGAGCAUUUCCGACUAUGGUUAAAACAAGAGGCAGGCCCCCUGCUGGUUACAGCGGAUCCGGGUUGUGGAAAGUCAGUGUUAGCCAAGUACCUUAUCGACCAUGAGCUGCCACGAUUAGGAUCGGAAACUAUCUGCUACUUCUUCUUCAAAGAUCAGGACCAGAACACAUGCCGUCAAGCACUUUGCGCACUACUCCACCAGCUCUUCUCUCAGAGGCCGUCUCUAAUUAAGCAUGCUAUGCUGCAAUUUUAUAAAGAUGGGAAAGAUUUAAUUAACUUUACUGAGUCGCUCUGGAAGAUUCUACAAAGCGCUAGUAAAGAUUCUGAGGCUGGAUCUAUCACUAUAGUCCUUGAUGCCUUAGAUGAAUGCGCUGAAUCCCAGCUCGAGGAUUUAGUGCGAAACAUAAAGAGCCAGUUCCAAAGCAAUAAGAAUGAAAUCUUCAAGAAGACACCACGAGCAGUUGAAGACCUCAUCAAAACACUCCCGAAAAGCGUUAAUGAAGCAUAUAAUCAAAUUCUCAACAAGUCUAAGCAACCUCUAGUGGCAAAGAAGGCCUUAAGCGUUAUCUUAGCAGCCAGCCGACCACUUACAAUAUCAGAAAUGAAUGUUGCUAUGAGCAUAGAUGAAGCGGCACAAACCUUUUACGACCUUGACUUGGAAAAUGAAGCUGACUUUGAGAUUUCUUUUCUUCAUCAAACCGCUCGAGAAUUUCUACUCACGCCCGCAGCUGCUGUCCCAUCAAGACUCAUAUGGCACCACUCUAUCACCACUCAAGAUGCGCAGACUCUCCUUGCAAAGCUUUGUAUAGUCUAUCUUGACCUAUUCAACCCUGACACUAGGCCUCCACCAGAUACAGAGGGAGGAUCCAAUUACUCUGUUGAACGCGCUUUUUUGAAAUACUCAGCUAUAUAUUGGAGCACUCACUUCCGCAAAGCUUGCGUUGAUGAGAACGAUGCUGUUAUAUAUUCUGCAAUGAGAAUUUGCAAUCCAGAUUUGAAAAGCUUCUCGGUAUGGUAUGGCAUCUAUGAGGAGCAUACAUUCCAAAGCCCCGCCAGAAAUGCUACAAAUCUUAUAGUAGCAUCGUAUCUUGGCCAUAAUGCCGUCGUAAAGUUGUUACUCGAUAAAGGAGCGGAAACAGAGGCAAAGGACGCGUAUGAUUGCACGCCGCUAGUGUGGGCCUCCUAUUGCGGGCAUGAGGCUACAGUCAAGCUACUACUUGAUAAAGGAGCAGAAACCAAGGCAAAGGAUGCCUAUGGCCGGACACCGCUAUGGAUGGCCGUUGACGGUGGUCGGACGCCGCCAUGGGCGGCUGCUCACGGCGACGACAGCAAUUUUGCUCUGAAAAAUUACGAGAUGCAGCUAAUGCUGCUUGAGCAGCAGAAUAAGAAACGCCUGUUGAUGCCUCGCCAGGACCACGGCGACGACAGCAAUUUUAGUCUGAAAAAGUACCAGAUGCAGCUAAUGCUGCUUGAGCAGCAGAAUAAGAAACGCCUGUUGAUGCCUCGCCAGGACCACGGCGACGACAGCAAUUUUAGUCUGAAAAAGUACCAGAUGCAGCUAAUGCUGCUUGAGCAGCAGAAUAAGAAACGCCUGUUGAUGCCUCGCCAGGACCACGGCGAAAUGGAUGGAAUACUCAGCAGUAACCGGGCAGGAACAGACGAUAAGCGCGGGCAUGAAGCUGUAGCCAAGCUGAUGCUUGAUAAUGGAGCAUAUAUUGAAGUAAAGGAUAAUAGUGGUAGGACACCGCUAUUAAUCGCCGCUGAGCGCGGGCACGAAGCUAUAGCUAAUCUACUACUUGAUAAAGGAGCAGAGAUUGAGGCAAGGGAUAGCCGUGGUCAGACACCAUUAUCAUACGCCGCUGAGCGCGGGCAUACAGCUAUAUUUAAGCUGCUGCUUGAUAAAGGAGCAGAGAUGGAGGCAAAUGAUGAAAACGGUCGGACGCCACUAUCAUUUGCUAUUAAAAACAGGCAUGAAGCUAUAAUCAAGCUAUUGCUUGAUAAAGGAGCAAUGAAGCCCUAA
Messenger RNA from Trichoderma gamsii, 3222 nucleotides. RefSeq lists its product as hypothetical. Bases 1 to 3222 code for a protein of 1073 amino acids. Gene Ontology annotation, molecular function: protein binding; catalytic activity. The record is from RefSeq and is a predicted model, not a curated record. Lineage: Eukaryota; Fungi; Ascomycota; Sordariomycetes; Hypocreales; Hypocreaceae. The transcript has 4 exons. Gene Ontology annotation, biological process: nucleoside metabolic process.